Molecule: messenger RNA, 2199 nt
Organism: Penicillium antarcticum
Lineage: Eukaryota; Fungi; Ascomycota; Eurotiomycetes; Eurotiales; Aspergillaceae
Exons: 5
Biological process (GO): transmembrane transport
Molecular function (GO): oligopeptide transmembrane transporter activity
Source: RefSeq, a predicted model, not a curated record
AAUUCUCCGGACCUUGUAUGCGAUGACAUCGCCGUCCUGCACGAUCGGGAUGCCGAAAAGAUCCUUCCGUACGAGGCCGACGACUCGCCCUUCCCAGAGGUGCGGGCUGUCAUUCAGCCUGUCAAUGACUUGACAUUGCCGGUCAAUACCGUCCGCAUGUGGACCAUUGGCCUCGUAUUCACUAUUAUCGGCAGUGGGCUGAAUCAAUUUUUCAGCUUGCGACAGCCUAGUGUGACUAUCAGCGCUUUAGUUGCCCAGCUGUUGGCCUUUCCUGUGGGAUGCGCCUGGGCGAAAUGGAUCCCCCUUGGAAUGCUGAACCCGGAUCGGCACUUCAAUAUCAAGGAACAUGCCUUGAUCACCAUUAUGGCCAAUGUUUCUAUUGGCUCUGCAGCUGCAACUCAAGUCAUUGAAGCAUUGGUGAAAUUUUAUAAUAUGCCGUCGCAGGGGGGCUUUGAAGUAUUGCUGUGUAUCACUACGCAAAUGUUCGGCUUCGGCUUGGCCGGCAUGGCCUCGCGCUGGCUUGUCGGACCAGCAUCAAUGCUUUGGCCGCAGGUUCUGUCAAAUGCUGCAUUGCUAACUACUUUACACUCUCGUGUUAAUACCGUCGCAGAUGGCUGGCGGAUCACACGUCUCCGCUUCUUCCUCUAUAUUUUCAUCGGUGGUGGCGUCUGGUAUUUCGCACCAGGCUAUCUCUUCACGGGUCUCAGCACCUUCAACUUUAUUUGUUGGAUUGUACCCACUAACGUGGUGGUCAAUCAGCUCUUUGGGCAAACGACAGGACUGGGCAUGUCAAUGUUGACUUUUGACUGGGCCCAAGUAGUAUACGCCAACCAAAGUCCUCUACUGGUUCCUUUUUGGGCUGGUCUCAAUGUCAUGGGAUCAUUUGCGCUCUUUUUCUGGCUUGUCUGUCCCCUUGUCUACUAUACUAACACCUGGUAUUCUGCGUAUCUGCCCCUCCUCAAUUCCAACACUUUCGACAACACUGGAAGCACCUACAACACGAGCCGCAUCAUGAACACAGCCGGCCAAGUCAACCCAUCUGCCUAUCGAGACUACUCGCCCAUGUUCUUACCGGCUGGAUACGCAAUCACUUUUGGUGUUGCCUUUGCUAAUCUGACUGGUAUCUUCUUCCACGUUGGAUUGUACCAUGGCAAAGAGCUGUGGCAGCAAUGGCAGGGUACGAGCAAGCAAGAUGUCCAUGGUCGGCUAAUGUCUGUCUAUCGUCAUGUGCCUUGGUGGUGGUUUGUCGCAAUUACAGUCCUAAUGUUUGCACUGAGCGUUGUAACCAACGAGGUAUGGCACACUGGGCUGCCGGCUUGGGGUGUGGUAGUAGCUUUUUUGAUGCCCAUGCUCUACAUAAUCCCAGUGGGCAUCAUUAAAGCUCUGACAAAUAUCAGCAGUAAUCAGCUAAACUUACUCACCGAGUUCAUUGGUGGAUAUGCCUUUCUCGGGCGGCCAGUGGCCAACAUGGCGUUCAAAUUCUAUGGCUAUGUCGCUGUCCAGCAAGGACUAGAAUUCGUUGCAGAUAUGAAACUGGCUCACUAUAUGCACAUCGCACCACGGACCCUGUUUGUUGCUCAGGGUCUUGCCACGCUGAUUGGGGCUAUCGUUCAGUGCGGAGUGACGGUGUUCAUGAUCACCCAAAUCAAAGGUGUCUGUACAUCUGAUGCAGAGGGAAGUUUCACAUGUCCCCAUGGGAGAGUCACAUAUUCUUCUUCGCUUAUCUGGGGAGCUAUUGGCCCAGGUCGACUGUUCUCUUCCGGGCAGAUCUAUAGCAACUUACUGUGGUUUUUCCUCGUCGGCCCUGCCGCAGUGGUAAUCACCUACGUACUAGGUCGUCGGUGGAAAUCCGUCAACUAUAUCUCCUGGCCCGUGGCGUUUGGCGCAAUGAGCCAGGUUCCACCGGCUACAGGUAUCAGCUUCUCCUCCUGGUGGAUUGUCAACCUAAUAUUCAACGGUCUACUGCGUCGCCGCAACCCUGCGUGGUGGUCAAAAUAUAAUUAUGUUUUGUCUGCCGCGCUAGAUUGCGGUGUUGCAGUAGCAACGGUGAUCAUAUUCUUCUGUAUCACUCUUCCUGCUGGUUCAUUGAGCUGGUGGGGCAACACUGUGUCGACAAAUACAGCGGAUGGACAAGGCACUCCUUACAAGAACCUGCCGGCGCAAGGCUACUUUGGGCCUCCGAGGGGAUCGUGGAACUGA